UAUCUCAUAACCAGGAAAUGAAGUGGUGGAAAUCAAAACAAAUCCACAAGCUAAGGCUAACCAAAGAGUAAUCCUGUAUUUCUUGUAUUGUCUGGUAUCGUUAACAUAUUUAAGAUGGAUGAAACGCUCUUCCAACUAAAGUUCACAGCUAAACAACUCGAGAAACUAGCCAAGAAGGCAGAAAAGGAUUCGGAGAAGGAACAAGCCAAGGUCAAGAAGGCUCUUCAACAGAAGAAUGUGGAAUGUGCCAGAGUCUAUGCUGAGAACGCCAUACGGAAGAAAAAUGAGGGGCUUAAUUGGCUGCGUAUGGCUUCCCGCGUGGAUGCUGUUUCCUCUAAAGUUCAAACAGCCAUCACUAUGAAGGGGGUGACUAAGAACAUGGCCCAGGUUACAAAAGCUCUGGACAAAGCUCUGGGCUCCAUGGACCUGCAGAAGGUUUCAGCUGUCAUGGAUAAGUUUGAAACCCAAGUCCAGAACCUGGAUGUUCACACCUCGGUGAUGGACGACGCCAUGAGCUCGGCCACCACGCUGACCACGCCGCAGGAACAGGUGGACAGCCUGAUCCACCAGAUAGCGGAGGAGAGUGGCCUGGAGGUCAUGGACCAGCUGAACCAGCUGCCGGCCGGGGCAGCCUCCCUGGGUGGGGAGACCUCCAGCAAACAGGACAAGGAGGACCAGCUCUCCCGACGGUUGGCUGCACUUCGGAACUGAGAAGAUAUAACAGAAAUAGCGGUUGGGCUAUAAAUGGUCACCGUGGGAGACAGACCAAAUUAAAGGCAGCACUGGACACACACAUUGUGUGUGUGCGUGAGUGAGUGGCGUGCGUGAGUGAAUGUGUGUGCGUGUGUGUUUGUGUGCAUGGGUGAAUUUGUUGAGGUGUUAUAACUGUUGGUACUUAAUGAGCCUAUUGAUUGCCUUCCCCUUGGUCUAUAAAUACACUUCCACACACUGGCCAGGAAUAACACCUGAGAAGGCACAACUCCCGGCAGUUUCCCACUCUCUCUGUCUCUCACGAGGACCCAUUUGCAAUUCAAUCCAUCUCCUCUCUGUUUGGCACCUUUUCUAAUACCCCAUUUGCCCUCCUUUUACCUUUUGGCUGAAAGAGAGGCCCUAUUGUUUGUCUUCCUCAAUUCUACUGGCACUCAUCUCCUCCCAGUCACACUACGUUCACCCAGAAACAUACACACACACAAAACAUGCAUAGAGAAGACUAACACACGCCCUCGCUAACAAUCACAACUAUGUUUUUGGGCGUUUGCUUUAACAACCUCCUUACAAUACGGGAUGAGAAUGCGAGUAGAUGUAGUAUAUAUAGAUAGGGAGGUUACAGGCUAUACUAUACUUGGGUGCAUAUGGUUUGAAGUUAAAUAUGUAUUUUUGCCCCCCUUGAUGUGUUUUGGUCUUCUGUCAACCUGCGGUUUGACAGAUGUCUGCUUGUAUUGGGUGAGGGUAUGAAGAGGGCCACUCUCAUUCUGUCUAUCAAAACUGCUCUUUAAGUGUUGACGAGACCAGUCAAGACGUGAGGAAUUAAAAAUAAAUAAGGUGCAUAUAAUACAAAUAUUAAUUGUAGGUGUGUAAGCCUCAAACCAAUAUAACAGCUAAUACCUUAGUGGUAUUUUUUCUUUCUUCUUCGUUUGUGUCUUAUUUUCAUGGUUUGUUGUGGGUUUCUCUGUAUAUUUUCUCCUUUGUUUUCAUACAUUUAUGUUGUUUUUCCUGCUGUCCACGUGGCAUGCCUUACUCAGGGUGCAGGUGCUUGCAUCGGCACUUUGUCCUUCUGUGCCUGAAGAGCAGCCUUUUAGGAGGCUAACAAUAGUUGGCUGAAGCAUUGAAUGCUGUUGACUGCCAUUUAUCAUACUGCUGCAUGUCGCUGUCAAGAGGGUUCAAAUGCAUUGGGAGAAAUGUAAGACCAAUACUGAUUUUAAAAUAAAUUCUCCUUACAAGCGAAGGUAUAGGCUAAGUGUCACAGGCCAAAGGGGACUUUUGUGUGGACAUCUUUUUGUUUUUGUUCUGAGGACAUCGGUUUUGCUAAAAGAUCUUAGAUUCCUUGACUAACAUCUCUCAAAGCUAUUUCUUGGAAACCGGUCCCAGUCUCCACAUCUUAUUUUCUGUUGAUUAUAUUUGCUGUAUCUCAUCUUACCAGUUGGCACCUCUUUUCCACACAUAUUGAGAAAUAUAUGUCAUUGAAUGUGUACCACUAAACAACAGAAAUCAAGAUGCAAAGUGUAUUAAAUUUUAGCUGGGUUGGUGUUGAUUGUAUUUUGACCAGGACCUUUCCACAAGGUUUGUUCUCUGUUUGGGGACAUUAACCCCGCUGGCACAGAGACAUAACAGAGAACACGGAUCACCUUUGGAGUAUAUCCUUUGCUUUGAAUAUGGGAAGGGUUAUUUAUACUCACCAUUACAGACCUCCCAGUGCAUUUGUUUUAUAUAUUUAUCUUGCUAAAUAAAAUCAAUUUCCCUCC
Gadus macrocephalus (Pacific cod) is the source of this 2462-nucleotide messenger RNA. RefSeq names its product charged multivesicular body protein 1A (gene chmp1a). NCBI's taxonomy places the organism in Eukaryota, Metazoa, Chordata, Actinopteri, Gadiformes, Gadidae. The coding region runs from base 115 to 711 and encodes 198 amino acids. The record is from RefSeq and is a predicted model, not a curated record. Gene Ontology annotation, biological process: endosome transport via multivesicular body sorting pathway; late endosome to vacuole transport; protein transport. Gene Ontology annotation, cellular component: ESCRT III complex; multivesicular body. The transcript is spliced from 7 exons.